Brassica napus (rape) is the source of this 1607-nucleotide messenger RNA. RefSeq names its product nuclear transcription factor Y subunit A-2-like. The record is from RefSeq and is a predicted model, not a curated record. The transcript is spliced from 5 exons. The coding region runs from base 276 to 1121 and encodes 281 amino acids. Gene Ontology annotation, biological process: regulation of transcription by RNA polymerase II. NCBI's taxonomy places the organism in Eukaryota, Viridiplantae, Streptophyta, Magnoliopsida, Brassicales, Brassicaceae. Gene Ontology annotation, molecular function: DNA-binding transcription factor activity, RNA polymerase II-specific; RNA polymerase II cis-regulatory region sequence-specific DNA binding.
GAUGAAACUAGAGCUGCCAUCUACACUUGUAAUUCAUAUAUUGGUUAGUCUCUCUUUCUCUUUCUCUCUUGAUUAAAGUCUUGGUGAAUGAAUAUCUGUUUCUUGAUUUGGAACCGACAUGGCUCCUAACAAUUGGGCUUUUCUUUGCCUCUUCCUAGGAAUCUGAAGCUCUCUCUCUCUCUCACUCACUCCUGUGUGAACUAGUAUUUCAACUCGACAACAUCGAAUCUUGACUUCCUUUUGAUUUUCUUUACUCUUUGUAUUGGAUCUUGGAGAUGGCUAUGCAAACUAUGAGAGAAGGUCUUCCCUCUGCUCCACAGAUUUCUUGGUGGAACGCUUUUGGAUCUCAGCCGUUGACUCCGGAGAGUCUCGCCGGAGAUUCUGAUUCAUUGGCCGGAGUUAAGGUCAGAUCUGCUGGAGGGAUAGAACAAGGUGUGAAUAAACAAAGCAACUCUGCAUCUCACUUUUCUUUCUCACUUGGUGAUGUAAAGAGUCCAAGAGUUGUGCCAAAGCCUCAUGGAUCUGCUUUUUCAAUGCAACCACCUUACUUGGAACUUGGAUUUUCUCAGCCACAGAUGUACACAAAGUAUCCAUGUGUGGAACAACAAUACUAUGGAGUUCUUUCACCCUAUGGAUCUCAUAGCAGUGUAAUGCUUCCUCUAAACAUGGAAACAGAAGAUGGAACCAUCUACGUUAACUCAAAGCAAUACCAUGGAAUCAUCAGGCGACGCCAGUCACGUGCAAAGGCUGCUGCUGUUCUUGAUCAGAACAAACCGAGUAGCAAAUUCCGUAAGCCAUAUAUGUAUCAUUCACGCCAUCUCCAUGCAUUGCGCCGUCCUAGAGGAUCUGGUGGGAGGUUCUUGAACACUAAAAGUCAGAACAAUGCAAAGAAAGCUGAUGGGACUAAGCCGACUCAGCCUCAGCAAAGUAACUCUCAGGAUUCAGACGUUCUUCAUCCUGAAAACGUGACCAUGAACUUAUCAAACCGACUAGGAUCAGAAGUUACAAGCAUGAACUACUUUUUAAGCUCUUCGGUUCAUCCCCUUGGUGGCAUGGUAAUGCCUAGCAAGUGGAUCACAGCAGCAGCAAUGGAUAAUGGCUGCUGCAGUUUCAAAACCUGAUAUUUUGACCAGAGUUCAUCAGUCAGACCGAGAGAGAGAGAGAACUCUUUUGUCUUGAUAAAGGACAGUUUGAGUUUUUUCUUGUUUCUUGGUUCCAUCUGACUAUGAACUGGCAACUCAUCUUUGGCUCAUUCUCUACUCUAAGGCUUCUUCACCCUCAGGUGAAGGGAGCCUUGCAUUUUAUCUCAGUGUGAAACUAGUUUGGAACAAUGAUGGGUUUUGGCAACUAAACCCACUUGUUCUAACUCUAUCUCCUCUCUCUCUCUUUGUCUGUGUGUGUUUUAUGUAUGUUUCUGAAACUGUUGUAAGAACUUCUAGUUAUGCGGCUUAUGUAACAUAUUUUAAGUCCUGCUUUUCUAAAAAAAUGUGUGUGUGUGAGUGUGUUUAUGUAUGUUUCUGAAACUGUUGUAAGAGCAUCUAGUUAUGUGGAUUAUGUAACAUAUUUUAAGUCCUGCUUUUCAAUAAAAGAUCGUGUGUUCUUGUAAA